Musa acuminata subsp. malaccensis (wild Malaysian banana) is the source of this 1200-nucleotide messenger RNA. Its product is annotated as anamorsin homolog. The record is from RefSeq and is a predicted model, not a curated record. Gene Ontology annotation, cellular component: cytoplasm. NCBI's taxonomy places the organism in Eukaryota, Viridiplantae, Streptophyta, Magnoliopsida, Zingiberales, Musaceae. Gene Ontology annotation, molecular function: iron-sulfur cluster binding. Gene Ontology annotation, biological process: iron-sulfur cluster assembly.
CGUCGAAGCAAAACUCGAUUCGAAAAUAACGCGAUUCGUCGUGGCCGUCUCCGUCCAACGCGAUCCCGUCUUCCCAGAGUUUGAAUCUUCGAUUCCCGGAUCGAAGCACGCCUGGUCGAUUUCUCUCGGAGAUUUCCAUUAGGGUUUCGAUUUCGACGGGCAUGGCGGCGACGGGGAAGCGUGCGCUUCUGCUGGCGGAUGACGUCUCCAUCCCUCUCAAUGCGGUGUUGUCUGCGUUUAGUGGCUUGGAUUUGGGGAUGGAUUUGGUUGCUCGAGACCACGACGUGCGUGUUAUAACCCAAGCGGCUUCUCUGGGAGGGAAGUUGCCUAUUGAGUCUUCCUCAGUAGAUCUAGUUGUUUCCGUGUCCGAAGCACCAGAACUUGUUGGCGAGCAAUCGAUUGAGGAGUUCAGCAGAGUGCUUAAACCUGGUGGAGCUAUUGUGAUACAGGCUUCUGCUGAGCAGACUGGAAGUAAGCCAAGCUCGAUGCUUGAACGCAAGUUGCUAAUGGCGGGAUUCUUAGAAGUACAAUCCUUGGAAGCAAAACCUUUUCUCUCACUUGAACAAGUACACAUUUGUACGAUCAAGGGCAAAAAGGCUUCUUGGACAAUGGGCUCAUCGUUCUCUCUGAAAAAGGCAACCAAAACUGUUCCAAAGAUCCAAAUCGAUGAUGAAUCAGAUUUAAUUGAUGAGGACAGUCUUUUAACUGAGGAGGACUUGAAGAAACCACAGUUACCACUGGUAGGAGAUUGUGAAGUUGGAAAGGCAAAGAAAGCCUGCAGGAACUGCACAUGUGGUCGGGCAGAGGAAGAAGCAAAGGUGCUGAAGCUGGGUCUGACUUCUGAGCAGAUAAACAAUCCUCAAUCAGCAUGUGGCAACUGUGGUCUUGGUGAUGCAUUCCGUUGUGGUACAUGCCCAUAUAAAGGUCUCCCUCCAUUCAAACUUGGUGAAAAGGUAUCUCUAUCUGCAAAUUUCCUUGCGGCUGAUAUUUGAGUUGUUAGAAGCAUGGUCCUGCUUUCAUAGGUUUCAAGAGUCUGUAGUGGAACUUCAAAAAUCAUUCAUUUGAACACUCCCAACCUACAUGUAAACUGAUGGUUUGUGACCAAUGAUGAAAUACUUAUUGGAUUGCAAAUUCUGCUACGUAGUUGGUGAUAGAUUGCAUUCUCAAUGAAAGAAUAAUUUUGCAUGUCAAUUUGUUCAA